Molecule: messenger RNA, 1404 nt
Organism: Knipowitschia caucasica
Lineage: Eukaryota; Metazoa; Chordata; Actinopteri; Gobiiformes; Gobiidae
Source: the annotation of a GenBank genome assembly
AUGUGGUUUGUAACACCUGAGAUAACAAUUACAGACAAUGACAUCCGACCGGGAAACCUGAGCAAGGCAAAUGGAAGGUCUGCCAGUUGGGACAUUAUUGACUCCAGAAGCACAGAUGGCCCAGAGCACUCUCAGCAUGGGUUUGAAGGACCAACCAAAGAAAAGCCACAUGACAACGCCUCACUGCAGCAGAGCCUUGAACAGCUGGAUGAGCUUCUGGCAGAUCUUGUGACUGACUACAAACCUCCAAGUCGAAGAGCCAGUGAGGACAUUUUAGAUCAGCUGAAGAAGUUAAUCGAUGAGGAGGAGGCAGUGUCUCUGUCUAGAAAAAGUCCAAGAGUGUGUGUGGAUGAGCCCCCUCCUCUGGACAAACAGCCCACUUCUAUAAGGAUGACCCCAGACUUCCGGGACAUGGACGGAGCAAGUGAUGCCAUGAAGAGUGCAGAUGAGUGCUCCCCAGAUCAAAGUCCUGAUGAGGAUGACACCAUGAUGUGCUCCAACAACAAAUGUCGAAGAACUGAGACUUUAUUCAAUGCAUGCUUGUACUUUAAAUCCUGCCACAGCUGCUACACCUAUUAUUGCUCCAGAAACUGUCGCAGAGAGGACUGGGAUUUGCAUAAAGAGAGUUGUUUGUAUGGAAGAAUUGGCAGCACAUGUCGUCACAUCAUCAAACACUGCCGAGAGACUGUUGAUGUCCACAAAGCUUUUUCCCGUAUCGCUAAAGUUGGCUACCUUUCCCGAGGUAGAGGAGUGCUGUUCCUGGGCUUCCCAAACCCAGCCUCGUCUAGUAACUUUUUACAAUAUGGACUGGAUAGUUUACAUAUGUCCCCCACAUACCUUUCCCUUCGAGAACUUGAGAGUUUCAAAGACAACCUUGGGGAAUAUUGCAAGGAACUGCAAGAAGCAGGAAGAGAGUAUGACCCCAAUGAAUGUUUCAUUUUGAAUGUAUCUAUUGCUGUAGGAGACCAGCUGCCUGAUGGUCCAUCGCCAAGGAACCAAGCUCCAACUGUUCGAAAAUAUGCAAAGGUAGCCCUGGCCUCUUUCAGCCCUGAGAGGAAGGUUCAUAAGAAAGAAGGUGACAUGGAGACACUCAUCCUCACACCUCCACCUGGAACAGCUGAUAUUGACAAAGAGGGAGAGGAGGGCAGGAAGGCCCGAGAAAUCUGCUUCAUAAAUAUACAGAGGGAGCUACGCUUACGCGGGGUGUUCCUCCGUCAUGAGUAUCCACAGAUAUACCAGCACCUCUGUGAGUUUGUGGAGAGUAACAUCAGGUUCACACCCACCACUAUAUAUCCCAUAGACAAGAGGACCGGCAAGCAGUUCAUGUGCAUGAUCAUGGCAGCGUCAGAGCCCAGGACGUUAGACUGGGUGGGGACACCACAUCUCCUUGAUGAUAUAAUUUAA